CUUGCAAGGCGAAGUCAGGAGAGAGAGAAUCUCGGCAUGCUGGUCUGGUCACCUAAUCAGAAUCUGUCUGAAGCAAAAUUGGACGAAUAUAUUGCCAUUGCUAAAGAGAAGCAUGGAUACAAUAUGGAGCAGGCCCUUGGGAUGCUGUUCUGGCACAAGCACAACAUUGAAAAAUCUUUGGCAGAUCUGCCAAACUUUACUCCGUUCCCAGAUGAGUGGACAGUGGAGGACAAGGUCUUAUUUGAACAGGCCUUCAGCUUCCAUGGGAAAACCUUUCACAGGAUCCAGCAGAUGCUUCCUGACAAAUCAAUAGCCAGCCUGGUGAAAUUUUACUACUCCUGGAAGAAGACAAGGACUAAAACUAGCGUGAUGGACCGUCAUGCUCGUAAACAAAAAAGGGAACGUGAGGAAAGUGAGGAUGAAAUGGAAGAAACGAAUGGAAAUAACCCUAUUGAUAUUGAAGUUGAACAAAACAAGGAGAGCAAAAAGGAGGUGCCGCCCGCUGAAACUCUUCCUCAGGUGAAGAAAGAAAAGCACAGUACGCAGGCCAAGAAUAGAGCAAAGAGGAAACCUCCCAAAGGAAUGUUCCUUUCUCAAGAAGAUGUAGAGGCUGUUUCUGCCAAUGCAACAGCUGCUACGACUGUACUCCGACAACUGGACAUGGAGUUGGUCUCAAUCAAAAGACAGAUUCAGAAUAUCAAACAGACAAACAGUGCUCUCAAAGAAAAGCUUGAAGGUGGGAUAGAACAAUACAGACUACCAGAGGUCGUUCAGAAAUUUAAUGCACGUUGGACCACAGAUGAGCAGCUUCUUGCUGUACAAGCAAUCAGGAAAUAUGGCCGAGACUUUCAGGCAAUCUCUGAUGUGAUCGGAAACAAAUCCGUGGUGCAAGUGAAAAACUUUUUUGUAAAUUACCGACGUCGCUUCAACAUAGAUGAAGUUCUACAGGAGUGGGAGGCCGAGCAUGGCAAAGAGGAGACAAAUGGAACCAAUAGCCAGAAGCCUGUAAAAUCCCCCGAUAAUUCCACUAAAAUGUCAGAAGAGGAAGAUGAGGUAAAUCCAAUUUAAAAGCCACCAAAAGUUCCCAAUCUGAGCUCAGUUCAGAUGUAUAAACUCCUUGCAAAAGCCAUUUUUCACAAUCUUCAAUCAGCCUUUUCUUACUUCUAAAACAAAUAAAAUGAAAGUAUACUUGAGCAUAUUUCACCUCCUCUGGAUAUGCAGAUGCCAGAGUUCAUUUUGGGAAUUCCAGACCUAAAUGAAAGUGGGAAGAGAACACUUAAUUUGCAGCCUCUGAUGUUGUGUAAAUCUCAUCAGCACAUGGACGUUUUCAUGCCUCUUACCGCUGAAACCACACAGAUUUUUGUCUCAGUUGGAUGCUUUCUCUGCACUUGGUUCUCCAAGCUGUUCUAGGUUUGGCUCUGAGAGACCUCAUAGACUUCUGAGGCAAGGCUCCUUCUUUCAUUUGUGAUUAUGGAAUGCUUUUACUUGGGGGAAGGGAAGAAAGCUAUAAACAAGGCAAGUGUAUGGAACUGUUCACUCAGUUUCUUUGAAUUACAGCGGUUUCUAUGAAGGCAGAAAUUCUAGGCACAGCCGUUUCUGCUCUCCUACCUGAAGGAGGUUCACUGAUAAAAUGCUUCUCCAAAGACAACGUGUGUUUAAAAUUAACUAAGAGACUGCAGAGUAUUUAAAUAUGGAAGUUACAAAAAUGUAAUGUUAACACAGCAUUGCAAAAGAAAAGCCCAGACAGAGGUUUGCAUGUGAAAAUAUCUGAUCUUAGGGUUCCGUUUGGCCUAGUUUUAUUAGACAGCUUGGCACAAAAGCCGCCUCUUGUCAAAUGCAAGCACACUCAACAGCAAAAGGUGAAUUUUGGUCUUUAAUGGACUAAAGGUUGUUCUCUGUAAGAUUUCUUCAUGUACUGUUUCUUUUUUCUAAAUUGCCCUGGCUGUGGUUGGUUUAUUUGUGCAUUGCCAUGUUCAGUGACUCAGAGAGUAGGACUUCACAUUUGCUUCGCAAAUCCUAGUAAUAUGUUCUUCAGAGAUACCUGUAUUUGGAGACUAGGUCAAAUGGUAUGAAAAAUGAACAAAACUAAACUCAAACACUUGCGUUCUCGAGGGGUGGGGGGAGGAUUAUGUUGCCCUAUUUUUCCCACACUUGAGAGGUGGAGCAAAGAAGCAAUCACACUAGUGCUUAGCUGCCUAUUUGAAAAACAGAUGGAUAAUGUCACUGGCUUUUCUGGUGGCUCACAGAGUUGUAUCAGUCAUCAAUGCAGACCUCUUCUUCUCUGAGCCCUCAGAGAUUCUUCCUGGCUUCAGAUGAACCCUUUCUCUUGAAAGUUACAGUCAAAGGGAGCCUCACUUUGAGACAGGAAACAAGGGUGGGGGGUAGUAGCAGGAACUGGAGUUUGCUGAUGCAGCCAAGCGCUUGGAUCCUGGUGCAGUGAGGAUCACUGACGUGUUGGCAGAGGAAAAGGGAAGAGGUGGCAGGGAGAGCGGAGGCGUGAGAGUACGAUCGGGGUGAAAUGGCUGGUGGAGCGGAAGUCACGGUCCCCAAACUAGCGAUGAGGAGUGCCCAGGCUGGACCUGAGCAAGUGCUGAGUGGUGGGAAGGGGACCAAGAAGAGAUAGGCCAGUGAGAGUAGCUGCAAAGGCCAGAGAAAAGGCUGGUACUGCAAGAAUAAGGCAGUUUACAGCGCCCUGCGGAACAGUGACAGAUGAGGACCAAGCGAGGCUCGGAGCCUGCCUGCACCACGCUCAGUGUAGCAGACCAACACGGGGAGGAGCCAGGCAGGGUGGCAAUGAGCUGCUGGCUGUGACUUACCAUGUUUGCCUUAUGUUUGCACCGUGUGGCUUGUGGUUCUUGAUGGAGCCUAUUCUGGACAGUAGGAACUGAAGUGGUGUGUGUCAUGGCUGGGAGGAAGAAGGUGCUGGCAGCAUGGAAGAGAUCUUAACUACCGAGCCAUGGCUUUUUAUACAAUUGCAAGAGGAAGGAUGUUGCGUAGUUGAGACCUAAUGGCCAUUGCGCUGCCUGAGCAAAUCAGACAGAAAUGUUGCCUCCUAGAGUGACUGUAGAUGUAUGUUGUGCUCCGGCCUUCAGAGGUAGCUUAAGCAUAGUGCUGUAGGUGGCUGGGUAACUGGUGCCUUCUUGAACGCUUCUGUGGGCUAAGUGACGUGUGAUUGAGUUAGCCCAUACAGGUCAUCUAUGUGAUAGGAGGGGAGUGCUUGGUCCCUCCUGAGCUGUACAGUGCCAUGCAACUGGGGCCUGCUCCUGAGAGCGCUUCUUGCACAGGCUGUUGAAGUUGUGUCAGCUGGGCUCAGUCUCAUGGUAGCCAGGCAAAGGCUUAGCUGGUCUAGUACACAGGCUCCUCAGGUGCUCUUCUCUGGCAGACCUUUAUGUCUGCCUGGCCGCCAGCCUAGUAGAAGCUUUGUCAGCCCUCUGACAGCUUUGGGCUUUCCCCUUCAGCGUAUUUUCAUGGCAAGCGGCCACAGUUCCUUUUUCUGAAGGGGGGGAGGUGAGAUUGCCGAUUACAAAUCGGCCUCAACUCUAGGCUUAGGGAACUCUAGGCAACUCUAGAGAAGCUGCUGUGAUUCCUUACUGUAUGCCAGGGUUGUCUGUCUUGUUGCUUUCAGUACCUUGGAUCUGGGGUGAAGCUUGGAGAUGCAAGAAAGCAUGUGUGUAUUCAUUUUUAAACUAAACAUCUCCUUUUUUUCCCUCCUCCCCCUUCCCUCCAGGCUACUUCUGUUCUUGAUGUCAGAUAUGCAUCUGCUUCGUGAGAAGGUGCUGUAGCCUAGAACAAUUUGUGUUGACUACUGUGUUAUCCAGGAUAUCAGGUAUUAGCAAACCUCAGACAGCCAUCUGCGUCAUAUCUGUGGACAAGCAGCUAUUACCAAAAAAAGGCAAACGCUUCCAGUCCUGUGCUACAUCUGCCUUAAUCUCCCCUCAUUCCUCCAUACUGCCUCCACUUUCUUUCAAAGCUCCCAGGUAGCUCAGCUCUCCAUUUCAUCAACAUCCUGCUUAAGCAUGGGGACUUCUAGAACCAGUAACACCUGUCUGUAAAUUUUGACCAACCUGCAAAACAAGGAGCUCCUUAGCAGCCCCACAGUAACUCCACACGUUAGGAGUUCUUAUAAUACUUGGUCCGUAGGGUAUAAGUACGUAUUGCUGCAUGGCCUUGUGGUCUCCGCUUCCUGUGUAUUCUUACGAUGACACUAUUAUUAGUGAGCUUUCUAUAAAGGAGAGGCCUGUGCACAUGCCAGUGGUGUCAGGUUUGUUCCGAAAUGACAGGGCCAGUUAACAAGCAAUCGUGAAUAAUGCAAAGUGAUAGGAAAUGUUAUUUCUGAGGUUGGGUCAGUCCAAGGUUGUAAAUGUAACUCAUUAUACUUCUGGUUUGUGCAAUUCUUUCCACUGUAUUUGUGUUCUUGCUUCAUAGAAAGCUCCCUAAUUGAGCAUUUUAUUCCUGUAUAUUUUAAUGGCUUUUAUUUAGUGUAAAAGGGAAAACGUAACCUGAAACUGUUUGAUACGCUAUUUAACCCCUGGCAUUCAGCAUUUGCAUUGUAACUUGUUAAAGGAGUACUACACAACUUUCUUUUUCCUGAUCCUCUGCGGGAUUAAGUCAAAACAAACUUUCUCUGGUGCCUCUCCUUUUGGAAUAUGUGCCUUUUUGCAUUUGGCUACCAUAGGUCACUCUCUGUCCCAGUGUCUCAUUCCUCUUCAGAGUGCUGUUUGCCAAAGACAUCAAAUUACUUCUCCCACUGGAAGCCUGGACAAGGGUUGGAACACAAAAUUCAGCCUCAAAGAAGUAGUUUUUGAUCCCUUGGAAGUUUAAAUAGAGGACUGGGUUAAUUUAAUUGGCUAUCUUAACCCUUUUGAAACACACAUCACUUUCGUGUUCUGAACCAAAAUAUGCAAUUUGUAAUCUAAGAGGUGCUUUUCCAAAUACUUGGUGCAUGCAGCUUUCAAAUCCCCAGCCCUCUGCUCAGAUGACCUGUGCUGUGGCCUACCUGGCUGGUUUGAAAUGGAGCUGUUCUUGAAAGUCCUGUAUGUUCAGGCUUUGCACCUUGAACAAGGUAUUUGCUACUGACUGCCAAGCAGACAGUAUUUAGAGAAGCUAGAAGCAGCAGUAUUAUUUUUUGCCCAGUGGAAAGCUGCAAAAUAACACUAGUCACAAAGCAUUUACAAAUGGUUAAUUUAAUGAUGUUGGAAGAAACCAACAGGUGUCUUUGCGGGUGCAGAGAAGG
Struthio camelus australis is the source of this 5233-nucleotide messenger RNA. The record is from RefSeq and is a predicted model, not a curated record. NCBI's taxonomy places the organism in Eukaryota, Metazoa, Chordata, Aves, Struthioniformes, Struthionidae.